GACACUCUCCUUUGCCUCCCUCCCUCGCCCUCUUUGGGUGCCUUGGCACCAAGAUGGAGGAAGCAUGUGAUGAUAUAGAUCAGAUGUUCAGCAACCUACUGGGGGAAAUGGAUUUGCUGACCCAGAGUCUGGGAAUGGAAACUGUCCCACCACCACCUAGGAAAGAAUCUAAUGAUGAAUUUAAUUUUGCAGUUGGAUUUAAAGAUUUAAAUGAAUCUUUAAAUGCUUUGGAAGAUACUGAUUUGGAUGCUUUAAUGGCUGAUCUUGUAGCAAAUAUAAGUGAAGUAGAAAAGUCCACACUCCAUGGACAAAAGGAUGUGCCCAGCAACCACCAAAGUGUUGUGAAUCAACCUCCAGCAAAUUCUGCUGCCACUUACGGAUAUCAGUCAGACCUUCCAAAUAUUUCUGCUGCAUGUGUUGAGGAUGAUUUGCCACCUCCCCCUGCGGAACUAACCUUUGAUCUUCCACCCCCACCUUCACCGUCAGAACUGGCUCCUGAACCACUCACUCAGGAAGAGCAAGAAGCACAAGCAAAAGCUGACAAGAUUAAACUUGCACUAGAAAAACUGAAGGAAGCUAAAGUUAAAAAGCUUGUUGUCAAGGUGCACAUGAAUGAUAACAGCACAAAGUCUCUGAUGGUGGAUGAACGGCAAGUGGCACGUGAUGUCUUGGACAAUCUCUUUGAAAAGACCCACUGUAAUUGCAGUAUUGACUGGUGCCUUUAUGAAAUAUACCCAGAGCUACAAAUUGAAAGAUUUUUUGAAGAUCAUGAAAAUGUGGUUGGUGUCUUAUCUGACUGGACUCGGGACACUGAAAAUAAGAUCCUGUUUUUGGAGAAAAAUGAAAAAUAUGCUGUGUUUAAAAAUCCUCAGAACUUCUACUUGGCAAACAAAGGAAAAAAUGAAUUCAAAGAAAUGAACGAGAAAAGCAAAGAAACUUUACUGGAGGAAAGCUUCUGCGGCACAUCUGUCAUUGUACCAGAGGUUGAAGGCCCCCUUUAUUUAAAAGAAGAUGGCAAGAAGUCCUGGAAGAGGCGUUAUUUUCUUUUGCGAGCUUCUGGAAUUUAUUAUGUACCCAAAGGAAAGACCAAGACAUCUCGGGAUUUGGCUUGCUUCAUCCAGUUUGAGAAUGUAAAUGUUUAUUAUGGUAUUCAGUACAAGGUGAAAUACAAGGCACCAACAGACUACUGUUUUGUCUUAAAGCAUCCCCAGAUACAGAAGGAGUCACAGUACAUCAAAUACUUGUGCUGUGAUGACCGGCAAACGCUGCAUCAGUGGGUAACUGGCAUAAGAAUUGCAAAGUAUGGCAAGACACUGUAUGACAACUAUAUUUGUGCAGUGCAGAAGACUGGCUUGGCUGCUCGACUGGCAAAGCCCGGAAAUGCUGAAUCGUCUAUGGGAUCAUCUUUAAAAGGUAGCAUUCAGGCAAAUGGACAGGUGCCCCAAAACAUAACUCCAACUAUGGCAGCCUCUUCAGCAAAUGGGAAAGCUGCUGAAAUACCAAAGGUUAAGAAACCUGACAGUGUCACAGAUGCCAAGCAGUCAUCACCUACAAUGCCACCGUUCAGACAACGUAAACCUGGUGGGUUACAUCCACCACCGCCUCCUCAAAGACGAUCUUCUGCAGUGACGUCUUCAUUGCAUGUACCUACUGAUAUUGAGAGGAAAAAUACAACCCUUCUGAUUUCUGAUCCAGAAUUUCCACCACCGCCUGAAUUGAUGCCACCACCCCCUGAUCUGCCUCCACCACCUCCACCUGAAUGCUACGAAGCUCCUCCUGAUUUUAUUCCUCCUCCUCCACCGUCCUUUGCUGCUGGCACUCCAGAGGUACUGCCACCACCUCCUCCCUCAUUCUCUGCCCCUGGUAUGCCUCCACCAGUCAGAAAAAAGCCUCCCCCUCCCCCUCGAAGGCAAGAAGAAAAUGAUGGGCAGACAGGAAGGCCAAAACAAAGUGGAACACUGCCAAGGGGAGAUGAAGUUGGACAAGGAGGAGAUUUCAUGUCUGAUCUAAUGAAGGCAUUAGAAAAGAAAAGGAAUGAAACAUCAUGAAGCAAAUAGUUUAAAUACUUGGGUGUGAGGUCAUAGAGAGGAUGCUCUGGAGAACUUGUCUUGAGCACUUCCUGGUGGUGUAAAGGGUACGUGGUAGAGAAUGUCAUUUCAGUGCAGCCUGAGGUAAGAUAGGGCCCUUUGCCAAGGACUGUUUGAAACAUGGUCUUCCAGUGUUCCAGGCUCAAUGCCACAGAGCAAAGUAUAAGCAUGGGAAGUCUGCUGGCAGAUUCCACAGGGAUAUAAGUCCGGAUGUACCCUUUUGUUUCCCAUAUUUGAAUAAAUAGUGGAAAAUACUGCCCAACACUAUGGCUUGAUCAUAAUGUAUCACACCUGAUUUCUUAUUUUGAAAUGAGGAACUCUCAACCAGUGUGAAUAUUUCCAGUAAUAUCUGGUUUAAUGGUAAGGCUAAAGUUUCUGGAAAUCAAUCCCCGUUCUUCCUCUGCCAUGUAACAACUUAGAAAUUGUUUCAACUAACUCAUAAAAAUGUUUGAAGUAUUAUA
This is a messenger RNA of Sceloporus undulatus (fence lizard), 2548 nucleotides long. RefSeq names its product amyloid beta precursor protein binding family B member 1 interacting protein (gene APBB1IP). The transcript has 14 exons. Gene Ontology annotation, biological process: signal transduction. The record is from RefSeq and is a predicted model, not a curated record. Lineage: Eukaryota; Metazoa; Chordata; Lepidosauria; Squamata; Phrynosomatidae. The coding region runs from base 54 to 2048 and encodes 664 amino acids. Gene Ontology annotation, cellular component: plasma membrane; cytosol.